Cololabis saira (Pacific saury) is the source of this 6059-nucleotide messenger RNA. Its product is annotated as NACHT, LRR and PYD domains-containing protein 3-like. NCBI's taxonomy places the organism in Eukaryota, Metazoa, Chordata, Actinopteri, Beloniformes, Belonidae. The transcript is spliced from 17 exons. Gene Ontology annotation, molecular function: protein binding. The record is from RefSeq and is a predicted model, not a curated record. Bases 154 to 4536 code for a protein of 1460 amino acids.
CACGGCCGGUGAGGUAAUCUGAGGAAGAAGAACAGCUGCUGAUAACCGGAUCAAUACUUCAAAGUUUAUUUCACUCCUGAACUUUGUCUUUUGACUCAAACAGGUGAAGAUGAAGGUGUGUGUGUGAGCUGAUGUGGACGUGAAUUCAGCAGAAUGGACCAGUGUGAGGACAGAGAGGAGGGAGUCCCUCCCUCUAAAACCUCUCUGUGUGGAGAACAUGAGAGUCGGAGCAAAGCUCAGAGGAAUCAACCUGGACCUGGACCUGGACCUGGCCCUGGUUCUGGACCUGGACCUGGACCUGGACCCAGCUGUGUGUCCUUGAAGAGUGACAACUCAAAGGACGAGUUUAUUGACUUCAAAGGAGAGCAACAUUCUGCUGUGAAGAGGGUCCAUCAGAAAAGAGACUCCCUUGAACAUGAGCCCAGCUGUUUGUCCUUGAAGAGUGACCACUCAAAGGGCUGGUUAUUUGACUUUAAAGGAGACCAACAGUCUUCUUCAGAGAGAGUGGACCAGCAAAGCUCAGAGCCUCCCAGCGGUCCGUCUGUCCAGCAGCAUCAGACACAGCUGGACUCCAUCUUUCUGCUGCUGGAGGACAACAUUGUCAUGUUUGUGAAGAACGAGCUGAAGAAGAUCCAGAGGGGUCUGAGUCCAGAUUACCCAGAAUCCCUAGAGCAUCUGUUGCAGGGUGAGGAAGAAGAGCAGAGGAGCAGCGAUGCGUUUGUGAAGAUCACAGUGAACUUCCUGAGGAGAAUGAAGCAGGAGGAGCUGGCCGAGCAUCUGCAGAGCAGUUCUGUAGCUGCAGUUUGUAAAAAGCGGCUGAAGUCUAAGCUGAAGAAGAAGUGCCAGUGUGUGUUUGAGGGGAUUGUUAAAGCAGGAAACCCAACCCUUCUGAAGCAGAUCUACACAGAGCUCUACAUCACAGAGGGAGGGACUGGAGAGGUCAACGAUGAACAUGAAGUCAGACAGAUUGAAGCAGCAUCCAGGAAACCAGACAGAGCAGAAACAACCAUCAGACAGGAAGACAUCUUUAAACUCCCACCUGGAAGAGAUGAACCAAUCAGAACGGUGAUGACGAAGGGAGUGGCCGGCAUCGGGAAAACAGUCCUAACACAGAAGUUCACUCUGGACUGGGCUGAAGGCAGAACCAACCAGGACAUCCAGUUCCUGCUUCCAUUCACCUUCAGAGAGCUGAAUGUGCUGAAAGAGAGAAAGUUCAGCUUGGUGGAACUUGUUCAUCACUUCUUUACUGAAAUCAGAGAAAUGUGCAGCUUUGAAGAGUUCCAGGUCGUGUUCAUCUUUGACGGUUUGGAUGAGAGUCGACUUCCUCUGGACUUCCACAGCAAUGGGGUCCUGACUGAUGUUACAGAGUCCACCUCAGUGGAUGUGCUGCUGACAAACCUCAUCAGAGGAAACCUGCUUCCUUCUGCUCAUCUCUGGAUCACCACACGACCUGCAGCAGCCAAUCAGAUACCUCCUGAGUGUGUCUCCAUGGUGACAGAGGUCAGAGGGUUCACUAACCCACAGAAGGAGGAUUACUUCAGGAAGAGGUUCAGAGAAGAGGAGCAGACCAGCAGGAUCAUCUCCCACAUCAAGACAUCACGGAGCCUCCACAUCAUGUGCCACAUCCCAGUGUUCUGCUGGAUCACUGCUACGGUUCUGGAGAAAGUCCUGGAAACCAGAGAGGGAGGGGAGCUGCCCAAGACUCUGACUGAGAUGUACAUCCACUUCCUGGUGGUCCAGGCCAAACUGAAGAAGGUCAAGUAUGAUGGAGGAGCUGAGACGGAUCCUCACUGGAGUCCAGAGAGCAGGAAGAUGGUGGAGUCUCUGGGAAAACUGGCUUUUGAGCAGCUGCAGAAAGGAAACCUGAUCUUCUAUGAACCAGACCUGAGAGAGUGUGGCAUCGAUGUCAGAGAGGCUUCAGUGUACUCAGGAGUGUUCACCCAGAUCUUUAGAGAGGAGAGCAGUCUGUACCAGGACCAGGUCUUCUGCUUCAUCCAUCUGAGUGUUCAGGAGUUUCUGGCUGCUCUUCAUGUCCAUCGUACCUUCAUGAAGUCUGGAGUCAACAUGUUGGAGGAACAAAGAAACACCUCCAGGUGGUUUAAAAAAAGAGCAGAAACUGACCUGUAUCAGAGUGCUGUGGACAAGGCCUUACAGAGUACAAACGGACACCUGGACUUGUUCCUCCGCUUCCUCCUGGGUCUCAAACUGGAGACCAAUCAGACUCUCCUACGAGGUCUGCUGAAACCAAAACAAAGAAGAUCACAGAACAACCAGGAAACAGUUAAAUACAUCAAGGAGAAGAUCAGUGAGGAUCUGUCUGCAGAGAAAAGCAUCAACCUGUUCCACUGUCUGAAUGAACUGAACGAUGGUUCUCUGGUGGAGGAGAUCCAACGGUCCCUGAGGUCAGGACGUCUCUCCACAGAUGAACUGUCUCCUGCUCAGUGGUCGGCUCUGGUCUUCAUCUUACUGUCAUCAGAAGAUCUGGAGGUGUUUGACCUGAAGAAAUACUCAGCUUCAGAGGAGGUUCUACGGAGGCUGCUGCCGGUGGUCAAAUCCUCCAAGAAAGUUGUGUUGAGUGACUGUAACCUCUCAGAGGACAUCUGUGCAGAUCUGUCCUCAGUUCUCAGCUCUCAGUCCUCCAGUCUGACAGAACUGGACCUGAGUAACAACCACCUGCAGGAUUCAGGACUGAAGAAGCUGUGUCCUGGACUGGAGAGUCCACACUGUCACCUGGAGUCUCUCAGGUUGAGUGACUGUAACCUCUCAGAGUACAUCUGUCCAGAUCUGUCCUCAGUUCUCAGCUCUCAGUCCUCCAGUCUGACAGAACUGGACCUGAGUAACAACGACCUGCAGGAUUCAGGACUGAAGAAGCUGUGUUCUGGACUGGAGAGUCCACACUGUCACCUGGAGUCUCUCGGGUUGAGUGACUGUAACCUCUCAGAGGACAUCUGUGUAGAUCUGUCCUCAGUUCUCAGCUCUCAGUCCUCCAGGCUGACAGAACUGGACCUGAGUAACAAUGACCUGCAGGAUUCAGGACUGAAGAAGCUGUGUCCUGGACUGGAGAGUCCACACUGCCACCUGGAGUCUCUCAGGUUGAGUGACUGUAACCUCUCAGAGGACAUCUGUGCAGAUCUGUCCUCAGUUCUCAGCUCUCAGUCCUCCAGUCUGACAGAACUGGACCUGAGUAACAAUGACCUGCAGGAUUCAGGACUGAAGAAACUGUGUCCUGGACUGGAGAGUCCACACUGUCACCUGGAGUCUCUGAGGUUGAGUGAGUGUAACCUCUCAGAGGACAUCUGUGCAGAUCUGUCCUCAGUUCUCAGCUCUCAGUCCUCCAGUCUGACAGAACUGGACCUGAGUAACAACCACCUGCAGGAUUCAGGACUGAAGAAGCUGUGUCCUGGACUGGAGAGUCCACACUGUCACCUGGAGUCUCUCAGGUUGAGUGGUUGUAACCUCUCAGAGGACAUCUGUGCUGAUCUGUCCUCAGUUCUCAGCUCUCAGUCCUCCAGUCUGACAGAACUGGACCUGAGUAACAACCACCUGCAGGAUUCAGGACUGAAGAAGCUGUGUCCUGGACUGGAGAGUCCACACUGUCACCUAGAGUCUCUCAGGCUGUCAGGCUGUCUGAUCUCAGAAGAAGGCUGUGCUUCUCUGGUCUCAGCUCUGAGCUCCAACCCCUCCCAUCUGAGAGAGCUGGACCUGAGCUACAACCAUCCAGGAGAGUCAGCAGGGAAGCUUUUGUCUGCUGGACUGGAGGAUCCCCGCUGGAGACUCGACACUCUCAGGCUGUCAGGCUGUCUGAUAUCAGAGGAAGGCUGUGCUUCUCUGGUCUCAGCUCUGAGCUGCAAUCCCUCCCACCUGAGAGAGCUGGACCUGAGCUACAACCAUCCAGGAGAAUCAGCAGUGAAGCUUUUGUCUGCUGGACUGGAGGAUCCCCGCUGGAGACUGGACACUCUCAGGGUGGAGCCUGCUGGACAACCAUGGUUGAUACCAGGUCUGAGGAAGUAUUCCUGUCAACUCACCAUUGACACAAACACAGUCAACAAACGCAUCAAACUGUCUGACAACAACAGGAAGAUGAUGUUUGUGAAGGAGGAUCAGUCAUAUCCUGAUCAUCCAGACAGGUUUGAUUACUGGCGUCAGCUGCUGUGUAAAGAAGUUCUGACGGAUCGCUGUUACUGGGAGGUCCAGACGAGAGGCGGAGUUUCUGUAUCAGUGAGUUACAGAAGAAUCAGCAGGAAAGGAGGCUCUAAUGACUGUGUGUUUGGAUGGAACGAUCAUUCCUGGAGUCUGGAAUGUUCUGAUGAUGGUCGGUACUCUGUCUGUCACAAUAACAGAGGAACAUCUUCCUCCUCCUCUUCCUCAGUCUCUGACAGAGUAGCAGUGUAUGUGGACGUUCCUGCUGGAACUCUGUCCUUCUACAGCGUCUCCCCUGACAGACUGAUCCACAUCCACACCUUCAACACCACAUUCACUGAACCUCUCUCUCCUGGGUUUGGGUUUGGGUUUGGUUCUUCAGUGUCUCUGUGUUGAGUUAAGUCUCAAGAGUCUCCUCCUGUCAGAGAAACUGUCUCUGUUGGACAGAUAGUUGAGUCUGUACAUGUCAUCCAUCCAUCCAUCCAUCCAUCCAUCCAUCCAUCCAUCCAUCCAUCCAUCCAUCCAUCCAUCCAUCCAUCCAUCCAUCCAUCCAUCCAUCCAUCCAUCCAUCCAUCCAUCCAUCCAUCCAUCCAUCUUCUGAUCCAGGUCCAGGUUGUGGGGUAGCAGCCUCAUCAGACUGGUCCAGACCUCCCUCUCCUUGGUCCCAGACCAACAGAUAAAAACUCUCAGUGAGUCCUUCUUCUACCGCGGGGCCUCGUCCCGGUUGGACUUGCCUUAAACACCUCUCGAUGGAGGUGUCCAGGGGACAUCCUCAGCAGUUGUCGAAACCAUCUCUGUUCCUCUAGAGGUGGACGACCAGUGACUCUACUCUGAGUCUCCCCUCAAUGAUUGCACUUCUCUUGUUUCAUCUCAUUUCUUGACAGACCAAAUUUCACCUCAGAACUCCCAAAAUACAAGCAGCAUAAAAAAUCUGUUACCAGAGGAACAAACCCUCUGGACCACUGCUGCACAGUCAUGAAGGACGUUUCUCGCUCUGUCCCCCGUGCAGCUUCAGGACUCCGAGUUAUUUCCUGCUUUUGAAAUAAAGUUGAAAUCAGACGCCAUUUCAGAUCAGUAACUGCUGAUAGAGACUCUGUUUUCAUCCCUAAACUGUGUUAAUUCGACAUCUUACUGUUGCUGUCUUUUGUCCUUUGAGUAGAAAAUGUCUUUCCACUGAUUUGCUGCAGUUUUCCAGUUGUAUUUGUCCAUUAAGGUGGGUUAUAGUAACCCACUGAAACCCUUAAAAGACUGUCUCAGGGACUUUAAAACCUGGAUGAAGAUUAACUGUCUUAACCUCCAGAACCAUCAUCCUUUGUGACGUCACUGAUGACAUCACCUGUUUCUGAUUAUGUGGUAUGGGGUGUGGGGGGGACCGCAGCUCCUGAAGCUCCGGCCUGAAAACAUGCACAAAAGAGAAAAAAGCGCAAACCUGUAAGAUGGCAUCACUGCCAAAUUAUAAAAAAAUACAAUCUAUUAAAGCAGCACAAUGUAACUUUCAGCUUUUGUUGAGUUUGGCGGCUCCUUUGGACAAAAGCAGUAAUGCUUUACCAGAAAGAACACUACAUUUCCCAUGAACACCAGGGUGUACUGCCGGAAAGAUCCUGUCCCCGUCGCGUGCAUUUGUUUUGAGAGAAGACGGGACGGACUUUCAAAACUACUUUUCUGUUUCACCAAGUGAACAGACGGAACGCAAAAAAAAGAUGUUAAACUGCUGGAAAGGAACUGUAAUUUACCGGGAUACCUUAAACAAGUAAGCCAGGGAGCGGUAUAUGGAGAAAAUAAUGAUUAUUAACGGUUUGGAUCCAUAUGAAAUCCCUACUAAAGAAUGGAGCUCCUCGUCGGAGCUAGAAGGAUUUACUGCCGCAGUUCUGCACAACCGACGUCUUAGGCUACCUUGUUUAGGAUGGUUUGGCAGCUGC